Molecule: messenger RNA, 2619 nt
Organism: Athalia rosae (coleseed sawfly)
Lineage: Eukaryota; Metazoa; Arthropoda; Insecta; Hymenoptera; Athaliidae
Gene: AMPKalpha
Product: 5'-AMP-activated protein kinase catalytic subunit alpha-2
Exons: 11
Coding region: 192-1757 (521 amino acids)
Biological process (GO): protein phosphorylation; intracellular signal transduction
Cellular component (GO): cytoplasm
Molecular function (GO): ATP binding; protein serine/threonine kinase activity
Source: RefSeq, a predicted model, not a curated record
AUAAUAUACGUUUAAUCACACACUGCUGCCCAGUUACUUAUUUACAUUUACAUUACUUAUUACUAUUAAAUAUGUUUCCUUGAAGAUUUAACUGAGGUCAUCAUCUUUACCGUCCUAUGUACGACGAUUAAAAGUUUCGUUUUUAUUCUCAUCAAAACUAUGCUCCUCUACUUACAUGACAAGAUCUUACAAUGACUGAUAAAAUUCAGUCUGGUCAGCCACAGCCCAUAGUAAAAAUUGGCCACUACACACUGGGACAAACUUUGGGUGUUGGCACUUUUGGAAAAGUAAAAAUCGGAGAACAUGCACUUACUAAGCUGAAAGUUGCGGUGAAGAUUUUGAAUCGUCAAAAAAUAAAGAGCCUCGAUGUUGUGGGAAAGAUACGUAGAGAGAUACAGAAUCUCAAAUUGUUCCGUCAUCCUCAUAUCAUUAAAUUGUAUCAAGUCAUAAGCACUCCAACAGACAUUUUCAUGAUAAUGGAAUAUGUAUCAGGGGGUGAAUUGUUCGAUUAUAUUGUCAAACAUGGAAAGCUGAAAGAAUACGAAGCUCGUAGGUUUUUUCAACAGAUUAUAUCAGGUGUAGAUUACUGCCAUCGUCACAUGAUUGUACACCGAGAUUUGAAACCAGAAAACUUGCUAUUGGAUCACAAUCUCCAUGUCAAGAUUGCAGAUUUUGGUUUAUCCAACAUGAUGACUGAUGGAGAAUUUUUAAGAACUUCAUGCGGUUCCCCUAACUAUGCGGCGCCUGAAGUUAUAUCGGGAAAGUUAUAUGCAGGUCCCGAAGUAGAUAUUUGGUCCUGCGGAGUCAUUUUGUACGCUCUACUUUGUGGUACUUUGCCUUUUGACGACGAACACGUGCCAACUUUGUUUAGAAAAAUAAAAACCGGGAUUUUUCCUAUUCCGGAAUACUUGAAUAAAACUGUAGUGAGUCUACUGUGUCACAUGCUGCAAGUCGAUCCGAUGAAAAGGGCUACUAUUGAGGAUAUCAAAAAACACGAAUGGUUCCAGAAAGAACUUCCUACUUAUCUAUUUCCAUCUCCCGUUGAGCAAGACUCUUCCGUAAUAGACAUAGGUGCUGUCAAUGAGGUUUGUGAAAAGUUUAACGUUAAAGAAACAGAGGUGCAUUCAGCUCUGUUGAGUUGCGAUCCACACGAUCAACUGGCAAUCGCCUAUCACUUGAUAAUCGAUAAUAAGAGGAUCGCCGAUGAGGCUGCCAAAGCUGAAUACAAAGAUUUUUAUGUCGCUUCGAGUCCUCCACCGGUUGCUUUCAGCCCAAGCGACUCAAAUAAUAGUCCGCUGCGUCCUCAUCCUGAAAGAAUUGCUCCGCUGCGUGAAAAUAAAAAUUCGCAAAGCGGAGUCCAGGUUCAAAUUCAAUCCGGUGUAGCUGGCCCGAAUCGUGGUACGCCAGUGAAGCGAGCCAAAUGGCAUCUAGGAAUUAGAUCUCAGUCAAAACCAAAUGACAUUAUGAACGAGGUGUAUCGUGCCAUGUCUGCGCUUAAUUUUGAAUGGAAAAUCAUCAAUGCAUACAGCGUCAGAGUUCGACAUAAGAAUAAAGUAACAAAUAAAUACAGCAAAAUGUCUCUCCAACUAUACCAAGUUGAUUAUAAAAGUUAUUUACUAGACUUCAAAUCACGUUCAAGUGAGGACACCGAAAGUGUUAACGAAGAUUCCCUCAACGCGCCAUCCCAGCUAACGGGUCACCAUACGAUGGAAUUUUUCGAAAUGUGUGCAGCUCUUAUAACGCAGUUAGCACGCUAAGUGGACAUUUAGGAAAGAGGUGAAUAAAAAACAACUACGACGACAGGUAAGAUAUCAUUUACAAAUUGCACGCUAUUGUACUUUGAUAAAAAAACAACCAUGAGGAUCAUUAGCUGAUUUGGGAAUGGUAUGAAAAAAUUCAAAUUGCUUAGAAAUAACAAAGAGAAAAAAAAAAAAACAGACAAAUAUCGAUAACAAAAUUGAGAGUAGCAAAGUUAUCCGUGAGAUAAAGAAACAGGUUACCAAAGUACCGAGUUCAGGCGUUAUCCACAGAAGUGAUAGUUCUUCCUGAGUUACUCUAAUUGAACUAGUUGUUCGCCGAACAUUGAAUCGCUAAAAUGAGAAAAAUGGGUCAACUAUUUGAUGAAAGUUGACAAACAAAUGAUGAAAGAAAAAUCGGAAAAACGUUUUAUAGAAGGCAAAAAAUUGACAAAAUUAUUGAGACUUGAUAGACGAUAUUUAAAAAGUACCAUGAAAUCGAGUCGAGUCAAAAUAAAUAAAUUGACGCUAAAGAUAAUAACGAUAAAUAAUUAUUUAUAAAUCAAUUAUGAAAACAACUCAUUGAAUCAAUCAUUCGUAAUCAGAUGAAAUUGAUAAAACCUAAUAAAAACUAAAAUGAACAAAAACAGAAUCAAUAAAUAAAAUUGCGAAGAGUAUCUGUCAACUAAACUGCAGGGGUGUAUGGCGGUAUUCAACGGUCGGACUGUAGUAAAAAAAUCUUUUAUUGUAACAACUAGCAAUUUAAAAUGUGUUUAGAUAUGUCCUCUGUAUUUAUGUAUAAUAUUCUUUGUAAGCGGUAAGAACCAUAUUAUAUAACUAUAGCAGGAAAAAAAGAAAAGAAAAAUACAUAUAUACAAAACGA